Molecule: messenger RNA, 1094 nt
Organism: Bubalus bubalis (water buffalo)
Lineage: Eukaryota; Metazoa; Chordata; Mammalia; Artiodactyla; Bovidae
Gene: CCL16
Product: C-C motif chemokine ligand 16
Exons: 3
Coding region: 124-426 (100 amino acids)
Biological process (GO): G protein-coupled receptor signaling pathway; chemokine-mediated signaling pathway; cellular response to type II interferon
Cellular component (GO): extracellular region
Molecular function (GO): chemokine activity; CCR chemokine receptor binding
Source: RefSeq, a predicted model, not a curated record
UCCUCCUCCACCCCCUCUGAAGUGGUCAGAGUCCAGAGAGCUGAGGGCCCCACGUGGGUGACCAGCAAGGAAGGAGACUGUGUCCGCCCAGCCUCUACCGGAGCCUGACUGCCCACUGAGAGGAUGAAGGUCUCCGUGGCUGCCCUCUUUCUCCUCAUUCUCACCAUCACUUCUGUUGUUCACAGUCAGCCAAAAAUUCCUGAGUCGGUGAACCCCCCACCCACCUGCUGCCUGAAGUAUCAUGAGAAAGUAUUGCCAAGAAAACUCGUGGUGGGAUACAGACGGGCCCUCAACUGUCACCUGCCAGCAAUCAUCUUCAUCACCAAGCGGAAACGAGAGAUCUGUACCAACCCCAACAACGACUGGGUCCAAGAGUACAUCAAGGAUCCCAGACUUCAUCUGCGGCGUUCCAGGAGGUUGGCCUAGGUUAACAUCACCAGAUGGGAGGAAGGUCAAACCCAGAUCCACAACUCGCCGUGGUGGUCAGGCCUCCAAUGGAGCCCAAGUUCGACGAGGGGGAAGACGUAAUCCUGUGAAAACGCAGGCAACCUUGUGGUCUGAAGGACAAGAGUCACCUUCAGAGAAAGAGGCCAGAGAUUCAAAAAAGUAAAGCAUAUUGAAUACAUUCUCAGUCUCUGGAGGAAAUGCCAAGGUUGAAGGGGAGGGCAGGGAUACAUCCUUAACGCUCAGCAUAGCACUUUCACAUCCUCCUCCUUGUCCUGCUUCAGACCCUCACCUCCCUCCCAUGCACCAGCCCGUCCUGAACAAUCACGUCCCGCUUCCCAACAGCCAAACCACCUCUGGCUCUCUCUGGCCUCCCACUCAUUAAAAGACUCACGGGACUCUUGACUUUUCCUGUCCACCCUUAUCCUUUUUCUAGAUCUCUUUCUUCUUCUAUUAUGCUUUUCUUUUAAAACCUAACCUUUUGGGACUUCCCUGGUGGUCCAGUGGCUAGGACUCCGUGCUCCCAGUGCAGGGGGCCCAGGUUCAAUCCCUGGUCAGGGGACUAGAUCCCACACGUUGCAACUAAAAAACCCCUCAUGCCGCAACUAAGACCCAAGGCAGCCAAAUAAAUAAAAAUUAAAAACAAAAAA